Molecule: messenger RNA, 1826 nt
Organism: Frankliniella occidentalis (western flower thrips)
Lineage: Eukaryota; Metazoa; Arthropoda; Insecta; Thysanoptera; Thripidae
Product: DNA polymerase lambda-like
Exons: 8
Coding region: 3-1403 (466 amino acids)
Biological process (GO): double-strand break repair via nonhomologous end joining
Cellular component (GO): nucleus
Molecular function (GO): DNA binding; DNA-directed DNA polymerase activity
Source: RefSeq, a predicted model, not a curated record
AAAUGAGUAAUCAGCUGAAUUCUUUUGAUAAUUCUGAGCCCUCAAGCAUGUUCAAAGACAUCCAAGUAUUGAUUAUGCCAGCCCUCAUUGGGAAAAAGCGUUUGACACUUUUUGAGUCCCACAUUAAAAAAUUGGGUGGGAAAGUGUGUCAAAUAGGAGAUGUCAAAGGAGGUUUGUGUGAACCAUCUCAUAUUAUCGUGGAGGAUUCAUUCUUACUAGAUAAAACCAACCUGGAUAAACAAAUGAAGACUUUAGGAAGGGAGAGGGAAUUCCAGGUUAUUGUAGGAACUCGGUGGCUAAGUGAUUGCAUUAAAAUGAAAAUGUUAUUACCAUUUGAAGAUUAUCAAUUCCAUCCUCCAAAACUAUCCAAAGAUGGGUGCUUGCCAUCUAAGAGAGCUAAAUCCAGCAGUGAGUCAACCACUCAACAAACUUCUAAUAAACCUAUUCAGGAAGAUAAAUUUGCCUGUUCCCAAAGUUCGUCUUUGCCUACAAAAGUUGAAGGAGGGAAUGAACUCAUUAUUCAAGAACUACAGAAACUGGCUGAUGCUUUUCGCAUUAAAGGUGACACUUGGCGGUCACAUGGCUACACAAAAGCCAUAAGUGCCAUUAAGAGGUGUGGGAAAGUCCUUUCCUGCUAUGAAGAUGCUGUAGCACUGCCUGGUGUGGGGGAUAAAAUUGCUGCAAAGGUUUGGGAAAUUUUAGAAACAGGAUCGUUAAUGAAGGUGUCAGAAGUGUGCAACGAUAGCAAAACCAUUUCUCUACAAAUAUUUACAAAUAUCUGGGGAGUAGGACCAUCCACUGCUGAGAACUGGUACCAGGUGGGAUGUCGAACAUUAGAUGAUGUGAGAGACAAGGUGGCUCUGUCUAAGCAACAAGAGAUUGGCUUAAAGCAUUACGAAGACUUCUUACAGCGUAUUCCAAGGAGUGAAGUGGAGGAAGUUGGACUGAUUGUCUCUGAUGCGAUGAAAACCAUUGAACCCUCAGUAUCAGUCAUUCCUGUAGGUUCUUAUCGAAGAGGGAAAGAUACUUGUGGAGACAUUGAUAUUAUGAUUUGCCAGCCAGACCAUUAUGAUUCCAAAGCAGUACUCUCAAAACUGAUAAUAUCAUUAAAAAUCACUGGUUUAAUAACUGAUGAUUUAGUAAGCUUAGAAAAGGAAGGGAAUCAACGAAAAUAUUUAGGAGUAUGUUGUCUUCCUGGUGAGGGAAAAAAGCACAGACGCUUGGAUAUUUUUGUGGUCCCAAAGUCAGAAGAAGCAACAGCCUUGAUGCACUACACUGGCUCUGCCUUGUUUAAUCGAUCAGCCCGGCUUCUGGCUGCCAAGAAAGGAAUGAGCCUCUCAGAGCACAGCCUCCAUGGAGGUAUCGUUCGUGAGUCUUUUGCAGGGCCACAAGGUUUUGAAUAGUGGAUACAUUAUACCAACUCCGACUGAAGAUUCUAUUUUCAAAGCGUUGGAUCUACAAUAUCGACCACCAGAAGAAAGAGAUCAUUAAUUUUGAACAUCAAUAUUUCCCUAAAAUAAUUUUUUUAAAAAAAUUCUGUGUUGUUUCUCUUCUUGUAUUAUUUAAAUGAUAGUAAGGACAUUUAUUGUAAGAAAAUUUGCAAACAGAUUUAUUUUGCCUCCUUACCCUUUCACUCUUAAGCAAGCCCAUCUGUGCUUGUGGGUUUCCCCUUUCUUUCAAUUGCCGAACAUCAAUGACACUAAUACGACGAGAGACUACACUUUUCCGUUUGUAUGAGAAAGUCGGCUUCCCAAAUCCCAUUCCGUUUCAUUUAUCGUACAUGUUACUCUGUAUCGAGGCUGACAUCUGACAUCAAAACUUAAUUC